AUGCCAUUUCUUGCCCGCGCGUCCUUGUCGGCAGUGUCCAGAUUCUCGAGGCUUACUCCAAUGAAAAAUAUACUUGCGCUGCGAUCCCCCGGCACAAAGCUUAGCAUCGCCCAAAGGCAUAUUCACCAAACCUCUCAUGCACCAGCUACAAGCAAACGUCAGCUUCAACGCAUAACUAAAGCAGAUGGCAAUCGAAUUCUUGCUGCCCAGCGCCUAAAACGCCCUCUUUCUCCGCAUUUGGCUAUUUAUAAAUGGCAAGUGACGUCGGUUAACUCGUCACUCCAGCGGAUCACCGGUGUUGUUCUAUCCGGUGGUCUCUACCUUUUUGGUAUAUCUUACCUAGCAUCUUCAUACUUUGGCUGGGGUCUAUCGUCAGAGUCCCUAUCUGCUGCUAUGGCUAGUUUGCCAUGGUCUGGGAAGGCUGCGGUGAAAUUUGUCAUUGCUUGGCCUUUGAUGUUUCAUACAUUUAAUAAUCUAAGGCACCUGGCUUGGGACAUGGGGAAAGGGUUUGCAAUGAAGACAGUAUGCCAAACUGGCUACCUGUCGGCAGGAAUGUCAAUUAUUGUGGCCGCAGGAGUGGCUCUUUGGUAUUAA
This is a messenger RNA of Microsporum canis CBS 113480, 594 nucleotides long. RefSeq names its product succinate dehydrogenase cytochrome b560 subunit. Lineage: Eukaryota; Fungi; Ascomycota; Eurotiomycetes; Onygenales; Arthrodermataceae. The transcript is spliced from 3 exons. Gene Ontology annotation, molecular function: electron transfer activity; succinate dehydrogenase activity. Gene Ontology annotation, cellular component: membrane. The record is from RefSeq and is a predicted model, not a curated record. Bases 1 to 594 code for a protein of 197 amino acids. Gene Ontology annotation, biological process: mitochondrial electron transport, succinate to ubiquinone; tricarboxylic acid cycle.